AUGAGAGGUCACUAAGCUAAUGCUAAUGAUUAUCUUAAGUUCAUGCUAAAGAGAAGAUAUUUCUAUGCUAUUCACUAAUUCUCCAGAAUGCAUAACAAGAAACUAGAAUCAAUAAAAAGAGUUUAAAGCUAUUUAGACCAUAAGAAAAAGAUUACAGUAUUAAGACUAUUCUAAAGAAAUUUGACUUAAGGAAAGAAAAGUUAGAAAAAUCUGAGAUUGGCUAUAGUUUUAAAGGACUUUAGAUAACAGUAAAAUAGUAGGAAACUGUAAAAUCUAAGGAAAAUAAGACUAUUUUAAACAAAGAAAUACUUCAAUAUGCUAUUAAAAGCUUUAAAGGUGUAUGAAGAUGAUACCCUUACAUAGGUUAGAUAGCAUAACUAACAACUAAUGAGGUUGAAAUUUUUCCAAGCUUGGAGAUCUCAUAUCUCAAAGAGGUCAAAGUAAAUUGAAACUGAAAACUAGGUUAUGCAAAUUCAUGAAAAAUAAGUAUGCAAAAUUAUCAUUAAUCAGAUGAAAAAGGUAAUUAAUAAGAAAAAAGAGUUAGGAGAAAAAAGUGAAAGAAUCAAGAGGACUCAAGAGUAGAGAAUAUUAGGUCAAGUAGCUAGAAGGUUCAGAUACAUGAGAUUACUUUAGAAGCCUAUCAGUUCAUUUAAGAAAUACAUCAAAGAGAAAAGUUUGUCAAGGUAAAAUAGCUCAAGAGCAGUGGAAUUAUACAAAGAAAAAGUUAAAAAAUUGCUUUGGCAAUAAUUUAAAGAGAUAGAUGAGUUGAAUAAAUAUAGAAGCAUCAAGGCAAUGAAGUUUAUCAAUAGAAAGAGAAUAAGCAUUAUGAGAGUUCAUUAUGAAGCUAUGAGAACUUAUUAUGAAACAAGAAGUGAUAAAAGACAAAAAUACGCAAUAGCUCAGAUUUCUUAUCAAAAUAAAUUAGCUUAGGAAGUAUUUGGAGCAUUCUUUAAUCAAAUGAGGAAAGAGAUAAAUAUUAAGCAUCAGCAUUAGUUUAAAGAGCAACGAUUAGCAAAGUUUCAUUAGAGAGUAUUCAAGGAAAAGGUAUUCAAGCAACUAAAAUCCCAUAGAAAUGAAUAGCUUACUUCAAAACAAAGAUUAGAGCUAGUUAAAAAGAAGCUAAAUCGUAGGAAGCUUUUUAAAUGUUUGAAAGCUAUUUAGCUCUCCACUAAAAUCUAAUCUGAUGCAAGAUAGUUGAGGACUAUGAGUUAUUUAUUCUAUAAGAAAAGGAGCCAGAUUAAAAUCAUCUGUUUGUUAAAGCAGUAUAGGCAGUUACGAAGAAAAAAACAAAUGAAAAAUUUUAAGAUACUCAAGAUUUGGGCAUUAAAAGCUAAAAAGAAAUCCUUUAUAGGAUUGAUAGCAUUUAUGUAGUAUCAAAAAGAAAAGAAGCGAAUACUUGCUCAUGCAUUUGAAGAACAUGAAAAAACUAAAAAGACAGCUGUUUUAUAUAAAAUUUCCAGAGUAGCUAAUUAUUGGAAAAGUAAGAGAGAAGAAUAUUAAGAUAAUAUCCGCUCAUGGGAAGACAUAAAAUCUAAUAACAUAUUCUAAAAAUGGAAAUAUUAAACUUUAAGGAAGGUUGAAAUUUAAAGCCUAUAAAAUCCAAGAUACGAUAGCAAUGCACCUAGAGAUAAAUUAUCCACUACUAAUAAUUAUCAAAUAGUUCUUAGUUAAAGAAAAUUCCUAAUUAAGUCUAGUAAUCAAAAAGGUCACUAUAGAUAGAUACAAGUGAAAAUUAAGAAGAAAGUAAUUUAAUAAGUUGGCUAAAUGGCUUCAACCCAUAGUAAAAUUAGCAAAUUAUUACUGAUUAACUUAGGACACAAAGUAUCUAAGAGUAAUAUGCUUUGCCAACUCCAGAAUAAAAUUUGA
This is a messenger RNA of Stylonychia lemnae, 1866 nucleotides long. Lineage: Eukaryota; Ciliophora; Spirotrichea; Sporadotrichida; Oxytrichidae. The record is from the annotation of a GenBank genome assembly.